GCUAGAAAAUAUGGAAGUAAGACUUUAAGGUGCGGGAAACCUCGGCUUGUAGGUGCCUUGUUCAGGGGCCUCAGGCCUGCAAGCAGUGUGGUAAAGAAAGAACUCAAAUCUCUUGUACUUCUUCCAGUCUUUGAGCCUCUGGCCUCACCUUCCCUUUCCUCACUGGCCACUGUUUCAUUUCUUCAUUCACUGAGAACAUUGUGCAGCCAGAUGAGAACUGCCACUUUCAACCCCCACCCCUCCUCAGUUACCUGUCCUUUGCUGUCUCCAUUCUUCUAUUAUGACACAUGAACUGUCUACUCCUAGCGAAGGCUUACCUGGUCAUUAGACCUCAGCCUUCUCAUCUACUCAAGGGUAAUUCUCUCCUUUCUCAUUUAUAUCAGUUGUUCCUUCUGUUGGAUCUUGAACUUGUACCAUUCAGGCUUUGUAGGGACCAGUAAUGAAAGUCAGUAGUGACCUCCAUGUGGUCAAAUAUAAAUAUAUCCUGCUUGACCCUUCAGUGGCAUCUGAUGCAGACCAGCAAUCUACCUUCUUUAGUCACCUAACUCCUGAAAAAUCACUAUCCUCAGUCUCCUUUCUUGGUUCCUUCUGGGCUCCUUGACCUCUAGAAAUUGGCCAGUGUUUCCCACUAGUCUCAUUGGAGUGGGAGUUUUCCAAGGCUAGUCUGUAGACUUCGCUUUUCAUUGACAUCAUCCCCUUGGUGACCUAGUUCAGUGUCCUGGCUUUAAAUAACAUUUGUAUCCUGCUGACUCAAAUUUAUUUCUCCUGUGGAGAUUUUUCCCUUCAACUCUAGAUUCUUUUUAUUUCUCCUUUUCUCUUCAGGAGCUCCGCUUAGAUGUCUGAUAGACAUCUUUAAGUAUCAUAUCUGGAAAAUUGCCCUGAUCCCUACCCAGUCCUGCUUGUCUCCUCAGCCUUUGUCAUGGAUAACGGUCACGCUGGAGUUCUACUGAUUUAGCUCAACCUCCUGGAGGGACCUUUGAUUUCUGUUACUCUCAUAGUUCAUGUCUAAUCCUACCGUGAAUGCUUUAUUCUCUAUGUUCAGGUUCUAUUCAGAAUCCAACCACUUAGGUACCUUCACAGUGACUACUCUGGACUAGGCCACCCACUUCCAUGAUUCUCAUGAUGACCUUGAGUCAAGUGUACAUAUAGGUGAGAAAAUAGAGGCUCAGAGAGGUAAUGCGGUUUGUCAAUAGCCUCACAAUUAGUAAGCAGGACACGACUAAAUCCAGGGCACCUAAAUGUGAGUCCCAGGGUCCUUUUCUGUGGAACAGUCUUCAUCACUUGCUAUUGAUAAGGAAGCUGAUGAAAAUCAGGAUCGACCUGUCUGUGCUGAGAGGAAGAUGGACAUGGGCAUCUUACAACCAAUUUUUGUAUCUGAAGCCCCUUGAGAGAAAGGAGUUUUCCCAUUUCCAGAGGUGAGCCAAGAUGAGCUUAAUGAAAUCAAUCAGUUUGUGGGACUUGUGGAAAGAUUCUUCGCUGAAGAGGUGGACUCUGGAAAAAUUGACCGGGAGGGGAAAAUCCCAGAUGACACUUUGGAGAAGCUGAAGAGCCUGGGGCUUUUUGGGAUGCAGGUCCCAGAAGCAUAUGGUGGCCUGGGCCUCUCCAACACCAUGAGCACUCGGCUGGGGGAGAUUGUCAGCCUGGAUGGAUCCAUUGCUGUGACCCUGGCAGCACACCAGGCGCUUGGCCUCAAGGGGAUCGUCUUGUUCGGCACAGAGGCGCAGAAGGCCAAAUACCUGCCCAGGCUGGCCUCUGGGGAGCAUGUCGCAGCCUUCUGCCUCACGGAGCCAGCCAGGAACGAUGCUGCCUCCAUCCGGAGUAGAGCCACACUGAGUGAAGACAAGACUCACUAUGUCCUUAAUGGCUCCAAGGUCUGGAUCACCAACGGGGGACUGGCUGAGAUUUUCACCAUGUUUGCAAAGACCGAGGUGGUUGAUUCUGACGGCUCUGUAAAGGACAGAAUCACAGCAUUCAUAGUAGAAAGAGACUUUGGUGGAGUCACUAAUGGGAAACUAGGAGAUAAGUUAGGCCUUCGGGGCUCCAAUAUUUGUGAAGUCCAUUUUGAAAACACGAGGGUGCCUGUUGUAAAUGUCCUUGGAGAAGUCGGAGGUGGCUUUAAGGUGGCCAUGGACGUCCUCAACAGUGGGCGGUUCAGUCUGGGCAGCGUCGUGGCUGGGAUGCUCAGGAAACUGAUUGAACUGACUGCUGAGUACGCCUGUGAGAGGAAGCAGUUCAACAGGAAGCUCAGUGAAUUCGGGUUAAUUCAGGAGAAGUUUUCGCUGAUGGCUCAGAAGGCAUACGCAAUGGAAAGCAUGUCCUACCUCACUGCAGGGAUGCUGGACCACCCGGAGUGUCCUGACUGCUCUAUUGAGACAGCCAUGGUGAAGGUGUUCAGCUCUGAGGGUGCCUGGCAGUGUGUGAGCGAGGCACUGCAGAUCCUGGGGGGCUUGGGCUACAUGAGGGACCACCCCCAUGAGCGCAUGCUGCGUGAUGCCCGUGCGCUGCUCUUCCUGGAGGGAACCAAUGAGAUCCUCCGGAUGUUCAUCGCUCUCACGGGCCUGCAGCACGCUGGGUGUGUCCUGACCCCGAGGAUCAAGAAUCUUAAAGAGGGCAGACUGGCUAUAGCCCUGGAGACUAUAACCCAGAGGAUGUGGGACACCCUGGGCCGAACCGUGGACCUGGGGCUGAUGGACGACCCUGGAGUUGUGCACCCUAGUCUUGGUGACAGUGUCGCCAAGUUGGAGGAGAAUGUGUAUAACUUUGGCCGGACUGUGGAGACGCUGCUGCUGCGCUUCGGAAAGACCAUCGUGGAGGAGCAGCUGUUGAUGAAGCGGGUGGCCAACGUCCUCAUCAACCUGUACAGCAUGACGGCUGUGCUGUCACGGGCCAGCCGCUCCAUCCGAAUUGGACUCCAGGACCACGACCACGAGGUUCUGCUGGCCAGCACGUUCUGCGCAGAAGCUUAUUUCCAGAAUCUCUUCAGCCUGGCACAGCUGGAUAAGUAUGAUCCUGGAAACCUGGAUGAGCAGGUUAAGAAAGUGUCUCGGCGAAUCCUGGAGAAGCGGACCUAUGUCUGUGCCCACCCCCUGGACAGGACGUCCUGAGGCAGGGCCAGCCCUGGGCCACGCAGCACCAACCUCACCCUGACAGCCUCUGGUGAACUGUUACCCCGUGAGGACCAAAGGGCUUUCUUGCCACCUGAUUUUCCUGCAGCUGCCGGGUCAUUCGUGGCUUCUCACAGACACCGAGAGGGUAGAAGUGCUGGGGCCUGACCUUGGCAGCUGUACUGAGUUCCAGACACCUCUGGGGAGGAAGCUAUAGGGCCCUGUCUGAGGCAUGGGCAGCCGUCUCCACCAGAUCACAUGUUCAAGAAACUGGAAGCUGUGUCCAGUUACUUUGGGAAACUUACUAUGUGUGUCAGCAUCAUUAACAGAAAAAUGUAAAAUGGCA
Molecule: messenger RNA, 3450 nt
Organism: Heterocephalus glaber (naked mole-rat)
Lineage: Eukaryota; Metazoa; Chordata; Mammalia; Rodentia; Bathyergidae
Product: complex I assembly factor ACAD9, mitochondrial-like
Molecular function (GO): acyl-CoA dehydrogenase activity; flavin adenine dinucleotide binding
Source: RefSeq, a predicted model, not a curated record